This is a messenger RNA of Mauremys reevesii (Reeves's turtle), 1913 nucleotides long. It is a transcript of the gene PSMD5, whose product is annotated as proteasome 26S subunit, non-ATPase 5. Gene Ontology annotation, biological process: proteasome assembly. The coding region runs from base 282 to 1796 and encodes 504 amino acids. NCBI's taxonomy places the organism in Eukaryota, Metazoa, Chordata, Testudines, Geoemydidae. The record is from RefSeq and is a predicted model, not a curated record. Gene Ontology annotation, cellular component: cytosol. The transcript has 10 exons.
UGGCCACCUCCUCUGUCGCCGCCGUCCCCCCGGCGGACCGCUUCGCCCUGGGCCGGGUCCAGCCCGCUCACAAGAGGCCACGGGGCGGACUCGCUAGACUAGUCCCGCCCCUCGCCUCACAGCAGCCAAUCAGAAAGCUGCAGGGGCCCACCAUUUUGUUUACAUUUUGGCGGACGCGAAAGAAGCCUCUUAGUUACGUCCAGCGCGGUUGCUAGGGGAGUUCUCGCGAUACUGCUAGUCCCACGCUCCCACUACCCGACUCAGGUGGGUCGGGUCCCAAGAUGGCGGAGGAGGCGCUGGAGCUCCUAGCCCGCGUGUCCCGGCUGGAGGAGCCCUUGGAGGAGCUGCGGGCCCUGGGGGUGGCCGUGCAGGCCCUGCCGCUGAGCGCUCUGAGGGAGCGGGCGCCCGACAUCCGCCUCGGAAGCCUCUUCGCUCUGCUCAACGUGAACGACAGAGAACAGGUUGCUUUAUGUGUUUCUAUCUUGGAGCGGUUUCUUCAGGCAGUGGAUCCAUUGUAUGUAAUCCAAAACUUCAGAGAAGAACUUCAAAAAGGACUCUUUCAUCCUGAUGAUUCAGUUAAACUUCUUACUAUAGCUCAGGUUGGAAGAAUAGUUGAAAAUUCAGAUGCUGUUAGAGAAAUUCUCAAUAAUCCUGAAUUACUAAGGCAAAUCAUUUAUUGCAUUGGUGGAGAGAAAAUAGCUGUAGCUAAAGAGGCUAUCAAAUCACUGUCGAGAAUAGCACAGACUCAAGAUGGGCUGGAGGCUUUAUUUGCAAGCAGUUUUUUAGUUGACUUGAAAAAUGUCAUGGCAACAAGUGAUCUUGUACGAUACAGAGUAUAUGAGUUAGUUGUUGAGAUUUCUUCGGUGUCUGCAGAUUCUUUGAAUUACUGUGCAAACAGUGGAUUAAUAUCUGAGCUAAUUGAAGAACUGACUGGAGAUGAUGUGCUGGUCAGAGCUACCAGUAUAGAGAUGGUGACCUCAUUGGCAUACACUAAGCAUGGACGUCAAUAUCUUGCCCAGCAAGGAAUCAUUGAUAAAAUUUCCAAUAUAAUCAUUGGGGCAGAUUCUGAUCCUUUCUCGGGCUUCUAUUUGCCAGGAUUUGUGAAAUUUUUUGGAAAUCUGGCUAUUGUAGACAGCCCACAGCAGAUCUGUGAACGAUAUCCCAUCUUUAUGGAAAAAGUAUUUGGAAUGGCCGAAGGCCAUGACCCAACCAUGAUUGGAGUGGCUGUGGACACGCUUGCAAUCCUGGGAUCAAAUGUGGAAGGAAAACAGGUUUUACAGAAAGCUGGGAGUAGAUUUCAACAUCUGUUAAACAGAAUAGGGCACCAGGCAAAGAAUCCCCCAGCAGAGCUAAGACUUCGAUGUUUGGAUGCCAUAUCAUCUCUUCUUUACUUGUCACCAGACCAGCAAACAGAAGACCUGCUAGGAAUGACUGAAUCCUGGUUUGCUGCCUUGUCUAGCCAGCCAUUGGAACUCUUCAGGAGUAUUAGUACUCAGCCAUUCCCUGAUCUCCACUGUGGGGCUUUAAGAGUGUUUACUGCUAUUGCAAACCAACCAUGGGCACAGAAACUGAUGCUUGACAGUCCAGGAUUUGUGGAAUAUAUUGUAGACAGAUCUGUGGAACCUGACAAAGCUUCAAAGGAUGCUAAAUAUGAACUGGUCAAGGCCCUUGUAAAUUCCAAAACAAUAGCUGAAAUAUUUGGAAACCAGUACUAUUUAAGGCUGAGGGCUUAUCUGCAUGAAGGUCCUUAUUAUGUUAAGGCUGUUUCUACUACUGCUGUGGAAGGGGCAGAAUAGUAUCAGCGUAACCACAUUUUUUUCCUUUUUAGCAAUCCAAUGUUAGUGGAGCAGUGAUUGGUCCAAAAUGGCUACAGUUUAGGGGCUGUAACCUCAUGAAAGAAACUUUAGAAAGCA